Messenger RNA from Anneissia japonica, 964 nucleotides. RefSeq lists its product as uncharacterized. NCBI's taxonomy places the organism in Eukaryota, Metazoa, Echinodermata, Crinoidea, Comatulida, Comatulidae. The record is from RefSeq and is a predicted model, not a curated record. The transcript has a single exon. The annotation marks the transcript as partial.
AUGUUUCAAGCUAUAAAAAUCAGACCAGACGAUGCUCGCUUUCAUCGGUUUGUAUUUCGAGAGAAUCCUAGUCAUCCCAUCCAAGUGUAUGAGUUGACAACUGUUACAUUUGGAGAUAAGCCUUCACCGACUGCUGCCAUCGUGACCUUGAGACAUGUAGUAUCUGAGCAUGCACCUGGUGAUGAUCAGCUAAAAAGAAUUGUGGCUGACCAGUUUUACAUGGAUGACCUCAAUGAAUCGGUUGUUGAUGCGAAUGAGGCUUACAAGAUAAAGUCUAAACUUACCGAGACCCUGAAUAAAGGAAAAUUUGCUAUAAGAAAAUGGCAAUCUAAUGUACAGAAUUUGUGUGACAAAUCAGAAGAUAAAAGUGCUGCCACUGCUUUGGGAACCAGGUGGGACCUUGUGAACGACACAUUAAAGGUCAAAGAAGUAAAGCCGAUGCAUGGACUUGUCCCAACCAAGCGUAAUAUCUUAAAGCAAACCGCCUCUUACUAUGAUGUCUUCGGAAUGCUCUCUGGUAUUCUUGUUCGACCAAAGAUUCUUCUACAGAAACUAUGGCAGCUGAACCUUGAUUGGGAUACCCCACUUAACCAAAAAUGUGAGCUCUGUGCUAUAUUGAACGAGAUCAAUAAAGAUCUUGAAAAAACAACUAACAUUGAAAUUCCUAGAUGCCUCAUUCCAGAGCCUUUCAAAGGAGUAAGACCUUUGCCGGAAGUAUCUCUACAUGGUGCGAGCGAUGCCUCAGAAGAUGCCAUGGGAAUUGGAGUGUGGCUGAGAUGGUCUCAUCCUGAGAUGACUGUGGCUUAUCUGUCGUUUGUGUGUGCACGGGCCAGACUAACACCACUUAAGCAGUCAAGUAUUCCACGAAAAGAGCUUCAGGCAAUUCUGCUGUUGUCAAGAUUAAUGCUUACCGUAAAGAAUGCUUUAAGGUUCAACAUAGCAUACUCAAGGAUCUGGACAGACA